GCGUAGGAAUUGUCGAAGUAAAUCAAAUAAUAAAGCCAGACUUGCCAAGAUGGACACCGCCCCCUGAGAAUCUCCGAUUUGCAGAACCAGUGAUCCCAGAGAAAUUGCCAGACUGGAACACUGAGCCAGCCUUCACUCACAGUAGUAAUGUUCGUUUGUUUGAAGGGGUCAAACAAGCUUGCCUGGUUGCCAAUGCUCAACAUUUUCAAGGGUUCCCGCCAUCUGUAGAGAGUCUGAUCGGAGCUGUCGAUAUCCAGGACAAGAAUCUGAUGCUGCAGCGAGCAAUCAUGCAGUCACAAGUAUGGAACACAGACGAGUCAGUGCUGCCUAAACGGUUUGAUCCUAGGAAACCUCGCUGGUUCUGGGGAAGACGUUUGGGAAUAUCUAGCCUCAGAUCCUCGCAGAUUCUGAUGCAAAACCUGCUCAGGUUAAGUAAAUCAGAGAUCAAGGAGUACCCAUCUUUGAGAAGCCGGCAUCAGGUUGCUGAUUGUCUUCUGCAUUCUUAUGUGAACUACCAGGGGAAACCGGUGGUCAUGAAGGAAAACUUAGACUUGCUGUUGACGUCUGACCAGAUGUUACCUUCAUUUGCCGGACAGGAUGUUGUGGAUGCCAGUAUUUCCUAUCAGGUUCCUGACAUGUGGCCAGUCCUCCCAACUGUAGACUUUCUAGAAAGUAACCAUUAUGGGUUGAAGAGUCACGCAGGUGUGACCACUUCUGACAUAUUGGCCUGCCCACACACGAUUGUUCAGUUUCCCAGGAAGUAUCACUGGGAGGACAAGCACUACUCUGCAUCACAAGUCAUGACCUGCUUGAUGUUCACAGCCGCCCUGGCACGACAACGAUAUGGGGAUGAUGUCAAGGUCCUUCCUGAACCAAUCAACAUCCAGCAUGUGUUACUGGAGCAGGAUCAUUUUCUGUUCACAUUUUUCCAGUUAAAUACUCUGGACCUCAAUAAUGCCACUGGAGUCAAGAACUUGGUCUGGACUACAGAUAGAUCACAUCUGUUUGAGAAGAUCCUAGGUCAGCCAUGGAUGCCAAGGCCAAUUAAGCGUGACAGAUAUGAGUCCUUUAACCCGUCAUCAUUUGAUGAGUUUCUAGCUGUUUAUUUUAAUGGUGUACCUGAGAUUUCUGAAAACAGGCACCGGGCAGUGGAGGGUUAA
Candidula unifasciata is the source of this 1160-nucleotide messenger RNA. NCBI's taxonomy places the organism in Eukaryota, Metazoa, Mollusca, Gastropoda, Stylommatophora, Geomitridae. The record is from the annotation of a GenBank genome assembly.